Messenger RNA from Anthostomella pinea, 1074 nucleotides. The record is from the annotation of a GenBank genome assembly. NCBI's taxonomy places the organism in Eukaryota, Fungi, Ascomycota, Sordariomycetes, Xylariales, Xylariaceae.
AUGGAUCAUCCCCGGCCCCCGAUGCGCGACUCGUGGUUUGUGCCGCUCUCAAUAGAUGUGCUCCUGAAGGUGUUAAACGUCACAAUUCUACAUCCUUUUGUAGCAUGGAUCAUCCCGCUAUGCUUUCGCGCCGAACACCAGGCCUGGGACACGCGGCCGAUGGUAGUCAGUAUGAUCUGGGCGACGUUUGUUACGCUCCUGUGGAUGGGGAACGUCAUCAGCCAUAAGAUCGCAUACGGAUUACAUCGAGAGGUAGACCUAAGCGAGGAAGUCAUUGUCAUAACGGGAGGGGCAAGUGGCCUCGGGCUGUUGAUAGCAGAAGUCUACGGCAUGAGGGGCGCUACGGUCGCCAUUCUGGACACUGCCGACCUGCAGAGCACCGACGCUCGCGGCAUCACACAUUACAAAUGCGAUGUGACGGACAAGGCGCGAAUCGCCCAAGUUGCUGCUGAGAUAGAGCGCGACCUUGGAACACCAUCCGUUUUGAUCAACAACGCCGCCAUGGUCGUCGGCAAAAAGCUGCUUGACAUGGACAUGGAGGAAGUUGAGAAGAGCCUCACCACCAAUCUCAUGUCGCACUUCUAUACGAUCAAGACCUUCCUCCCCGGCAUGAUCCGCAACGAAGCAGGCGGCACCAUCGUCACACUCUCGAGCGUCAUCGGUCAUCUCGGCGCCGCUCAGCUCACCGACUACGCUGCCGCCAAGGCCGGGGUGACGGCCCUGCACAAGUCCCUUGCCGCCGAGCUGCAAGAGUACCCGGAGAUCAAGACGAUCCUUGUCACCCCGGGCCAGCUCAGCACCCCUCUCUUCCGCGGCGUCCGGACCCCCAACACGUUCAUCGCUCCCAUUGUCGAGCCCAUAGACGUGGCCAAGGAGAUCAUCAAGGGCAUCGACCUUGGCCUGAGCGACCAUAUCGCCAUGCCCCUAUACGCCCGGUGGGUCGACUGGUACAAUGUGCUACCUGUUGGUCUUCAGAAGAUCGCCCGGAGGGUUGCCGGCGUGGACGGGAGCAUGGAUACGUUCGUUGGCCGGGAUGGCAGCGACUUGAGCGAGAAAAAUGGCACCUUGAUAUGA